Molecule: messenger RNA, 4802 nt
Organism: Hypomesus transpacificus
Lineage: Eukaryota; Metazoa; Chordata; Actinopteri; Osmeriformes; Osmeridae
Gene: gigyf2
Product: GRB10 interacting GYF protein 2
Exons: 29
Coding region: 149-4099 (1316 amino acids)
Biological process (GO): insulin-like growth factor receptor signaling pathway
Cellular component (GO): proximal dendrite; membrane; perikaryon
Molecular function (GO): protein binding
Source: RefSeq, a predicted model, not a curated record
CCAGUCAGCAAAUCUUUUCGUGGCAUACGGGGUCUUAUUUUUUGUCACGUGACUCGUUCUCAGCCAUCUUGUGGAAAACGGAGAGAGACACACACUACUCGAAUACAAAACCUGUGCUAUCAUUAAAAGUAGAGAACUUCAAGGAAGAAUGGCAGAAACUCAGACACUUAACUUUGGACCAGAAUGGCUCCGAGCCUUGUCUGGGGGAGGAGGUGGGGGCAACAGUGCUGCUGUUGCCUCACCACCGCUCUCACCUGCUUUGCCAAAGUAUAAACUUGCAGACUACCGUUAUGGGAGAGAAGAGAUGUUAGCACUUUAUGUAAAGGACAACAAGAUCCCUAUAGACCUGCAUGAUAAGGAAUUUCUGCCCAUUCUACAAGAGGACCCCCUGCCUCCACUGGCACUUGUACCUUUUACAGAGGAAGAGCAGAGAAAUUUUUCCAUGUCUGUAAACAGUGCAGCUGUCCUCCGAUUGACGGGUCGAGGAGGAGGUCCGGUAGUAGGGGCACCGAGGGGUCGAAGUACCUCACGGGGACGUGGUAGAGGAAGGGGAGACGGAGGUUUUUACCAAAGAAGCUUUGAUGAUGUGGAAGGAGGAUUUGGCCGUGGAGGGAGGGAAAUGCAUCGUUCCCAGAGUUGGGAGGAGAGGGGAGACAGAAGGUUUGAAAAGCCAGGUCGAAAAGACCCAGUAGAAGCUGUCCCAGGCCACUUCCAGCUGAAUCACAUCCGGGCCAACUACGAGGAGAGCGUCACUGGCCUGCCUAAGAAGCAUGACUUCACACGCUCAGAGAGUGAGAACUGGCGCAUGUCUCGCGAUGAGCAGAAUGGUGAGGACGAUGAGGGGGGCUGGCGUCUGGCAGGUUCGCGAAGGGACAGUGACCGGUGGUGCCCCCCGAGUCCAGACGGCCCUCGAUCUGCAGGGUGGCGGGAACAUCCUGACCAGCAACAGCGUCGUCGGUUCCCCUUUGACGCACGGGAAGAUGAGCGGGGGUACCGACGUCCACGGUCAGGCAGUGGGAGCCUAGAGGACGAGAGGGACAGCCUGCCGGAGUGGUGUCUGGAGGAUGCAGAGGAGGAGACGGGCACCUUCGACUCCUCAGGGGCCUUCCUUUCUCUUAAGAAAGUCCCCAAGGAGCCAAUACUGGAGGAGGCUGAACUUGACUUCAGACCCCUUGAGGACUGUGAGGAGCAGCUAGAAGAGGAGGAGGAGGAGGAGGAGGAAGGAGAGCCCCGGGAAACCAAAGAGACAGAUACUGAGGCCCAAAGAGGGGCAGAGAGGAAAGCGGUUUCAGGUGUGGGGAGGGUAGACGAAGAGGCACCUUCUCCCUUGGUCCAAGAGCCCCAGCCCCCAAGUCUACACAGCCGGCCAGAAGAGCCAGAACCACUGGAGAGGACAGAGAGACCCCCUGCCCCAGAGCCUCAGCCCGAGCCCAGUAAAGCCUCCAUGCAUGUCCCUAUGUCCAACAGCAUCCUUGAGCCCAUCACACACACCAACACUUACACAGAAGUCUUGGCCCCGUCACCCAGCAUACAACAGGAAAAAGCCUUGGAGGUUCCUUUGGCCAUGUCCACACCAAACAAACUCCCUUAUAAUACAGGCAUCAUGGCCCCCAUCUGCAGACCAAGUGCUAUGCCACAAGACGCUGAUGAAGAUGAGGGACUCAAGCACUUCGAACAGGAGGCUGAGAAAAUGGUGGCAUACCUGCAGGAGGGUGCUGUGGAGGAUGACAGGCUGGCUGGCAAGACCUUGGAGAGAGCCAAGCCUGCAGGCCUGCCACUCACCCAUGAGGCUGCACUCAAGUGGUUCUAUAAAGACCCCCAGGGAGAAAUGCAGGGGCCAUUCAGUAACCAGGAGAUGAGUGAGUGGUUUCAGGCAGGUUAUUUCACCAUGACCCUUCUUGUGAAAAGGGGCUGUGAUGAGGUAUUUCAGCCCCUGGGAGAAAUCAUUAAGAUGUGGGGUAGGGUACCCUUUGCCUUGGGCCCCGCGCCACCUCCCCUGCAGGGUGAUGGGGAUCAGGAGAGGUUGAAAAGGCAGCAGGAGCUCACUGCCCUAAACCUCUACCAGUUACAGCAGCUUCAGUACCAGUAUCUCCUCAGGCAGCAGUAUGCCCAGGCCUUGGCCCAGCAGAAGGCUGCAGCUCUCAGCUCAGCUCCUCUUCAGCAGCAGCAGCAACAGCAACAGCAGAUCAACCUGCUUCUGCAGCAAUACCAGGCCCUUAAGAUGAGAACCUCUGAAAGCCUCCAACCUACAGUCACACGGUCUGUGUCAGUACCGGACUCCUCCGGUUCUGUUUGGGAAAUGCAAAACCCAUCCACGCAACCCUCCUGCACACUCAACCUCCAGCCCAAUGCGUGGGAGGGCAGCAGUGUGUGGGACCUGCCCAUUGACUCUAUGGCCCAGGCUCCCACCAUAGAACAGAUGCAACAGUUGGAGAAAGCUAAGGCUGCUAAGUUGGAACUAGAGAGGCGUGAGGCUGAGAUAAAGGUCAAGAGGGAGGAAGAGGAGAAGAAACGUCUGGAGGAGGUGCUACGGGCUAGACAGGAGGAGGAGCGUAAACGCCUUGAGGGGGAGGAAAUGGCACAACAUAAACAGGAGGAAGCACUGAAGAGACAAAGGGAGCUUGAGGAGGCACAGCGCAGACAGAAGGAGGAGGAGGAAAGGCUUGCUCAAGAAGAGGCACUGCAGAGACUGGAGGAGAGAAGGCUGGAGGAGGAGAGAAAGCAAAAGGAAGAGAUGCUCCACAAACGGGAAGAGGAGCGCAAAAAGCUGGAGGAGCUAGAGGCAAUGCGAAGGCGGGAGGAAGAAAAGCGAGCUGAGGAGGAGGAGGCGGCUGCAGCAGCCCGCCAACAGCAGGAGGAGCAGAAGAGGAGAGAGCAGGAGGCUCACCGGCAGCAGGAGCUGCAGAGACAGAGGCAACAACAGCAGGAGGCCCUGAGACGCUUGCAGCAACAGCAACAGCAACAGCAGCUGGCACAGAUGAAGCUUCCCUCAUCCUCCAAAUGGGGUCAGCAAUCGGCCACAGCAGCGUUCAUCUCUCAGUCCCAGAAUGCUCUGUCGCUUUCUGAGAUUCAGAAACUGGAGGAAGAGAGGGAACAGCAGGCGCAUGAGGAGCAGCGACGGCAACAGCAGGAGCUGUUGAAGCUCCAGCAGCAACAGGCCAUCCUCCUGGCCCAGCAACCCCCGGCCAAGCUUUCAGGCUGGGGAUGUGUAACCAAGCAGCCGGCUGCCACCAAGUCCCUGCUGGAGAUCCAGAGGGAGGAGGCUCAGCAGAUGAAACAGAGGAAAGAACAGCAGCCGCAGCAGGCCCAUCCCACAGUCACCCAGCACAACAGGACCCAGAACCGAGCUACCACACUGAGCUCGUCAGUGUGGGGGGCGGUAAAUGCAGCCACUGGAAACUCCAACUGGGGUUCCGAUCCUAGCAGCAUUUGGGGUGACACCCAUAACUCCAACAUUGGCUUCUGGGAUGAGGCAGUGAAAGAGGCCUCCCUGCCCCCUCCCCCUGCUACCAAAAAAGGCAACCCUCCAAAGAACAACAAGGGGAAUGCAAACUUGAGUAACUCGGUCAGUGGGCGUGCCAACAAGAAGGUGGAUGAAGAGGAGAAGCUGCUCAAGCUGUUUCAGGGGGUCAAUAGGAGCCAGCAGGACGGCUUCAUGCAGUGGUGUGAACAUACUCUGCAUAUGCUCAACACCGCCAACAACCUGGAUGUGCCCACAUUUGCAUCCUUCCUGAAGGAAGUGGACUCUCCAUACGAGGUGCACGAUUAUGUCCGGGCGUACCUGGGGGACACGCCUGAGGCCAAGGAGUUUGCCAAGCAGUUCCUGGACCGCCGUGCCAAGCAGAACGCCAACCAGCAGAAACAGGCUGGCCAAAACCAGCAGCAGCAGGAUUCGGUGUGGGGUGGAACAGAGCCCUCAUCUGUGUUUCAGUCCAACCACACCAGCCUACAGCAGCCACGCUUUGAGACAGUCACCUCAGGGAAGAAGAAGAAAAAACAGAAGAUGGUCCGCGCAGACCCAAGCCUGCUUGGUUUUUCUGUGAAUGCGUCAUCUGAACGGUUAAACAUGGGUGAGAUUGAGACGGUGGAGGACUUUUGAGGGACUGCUGCCAACUCCACUGACUAUAUCAACUCGGAUCGGCUGCCAUUUUACCGCCAACUUCGAAAUCCUGUAUCUUUAUUUUUUUUGUUAAAACUUUUAUUCCAGAGGCAGGGGUCCGUCUAUCACUGUCAGUCCAAAAACAUCAUUUUUAACCCUUUCAGGGAAAGGGAGAACAAAUAUUAAAACAUCCAAUUUCAGAGGGCGCACGGGGAACCACACAAAGCAGUGGAACGGAGAAGAAGUUUAGUCCAUCUUUCAUUGGUCUGUCCAUCAAUAACCUGCAAUAACACUUCCAAAUUACAGUUAUUCCCAAUGGACUUUUACAGAGGUGGCCAUAUGGAUUGAGUGGUGGGGAAAGAAGUUUCUGGAAAGUGUCUGGAUUUUUUUGUAUUAUUUAUUGAAAGUUUCCAAACUCCUUCAAUUUCUUUUCUAUAUUCCCCUUUAAACUCCUAAUUUCUGCCGGUUGUUUUUGGAUCAAGAUGGCAAGUAGCAUCCAAGAUUUGUGCCCAUAUAUGUCCUGUUUUAAGGACAUGUUUAAAGUUCCAAGUAGUUAUCUAUUUCUUGUAAAAUACUAGGCUGUUUAAAGAAUAAACUUUCAAUUCUGCAUCUGUAUUAUAAUAUAUAGAAAUGAACUGUUGGAGUCAUACUUUUUUAUUGCAGUAUGAAAUAAAGCAGUCUCUUGUGUGGGCUGUUUACACCU